Acyrthosiphon pisum (pea aphid) is the source of this 1282-nucleotide messenger RNA. RefSeq names its product ELKS/Rab6-interacting/CAST family member 1-like. The record is from RefSeq and is a predicted model, not a curated record. Lineage: Eukaryota; Metazoa; Arthropoda; Insecta; Hemiptera; Aphididae. The transcript has a single exon. The annotation marks the transcript as partial.
AUGGGACGCCUAUCAAAACGUGCUCUAAAAAACAAAGAAGCCAAGACAGGGGCCCGUGACAAUGAAAGUUUUCGUGUACAAGAACUUGAAAAUAAUAAAUUAAGAAAACGGUUAUAUCUUGCUUCACAAGAUGUUACAAAUCAAAGAAAAAUUCUUAAUUUGAAAUGUUCAAAAAAACGACUACUAGAUCCGGUGAAUAAACUUAAAAACCAGAUCACCAGUCGUUUAAACAUGGACAAACGAUUGCAAGAUCCGGCGAAUAAAGUUAAAAACCAGAUUACCAGUCGUAAAACUAUGUUGAAACGAUUGCAAGAUCCGGUGAAUAGAAAAAAACACCAGAUCACUUGUCGGAAAAAUAUGGACAAACGAUUGCAAGAUCCGGCGAAUAAACUUAAAAACCAGAUCACCAGUCGUUUAAACAUGGACAAACGAUUGCAAGAUCCGGCGAAUAAAGUUAAAAACCAGAUUACCAGUCGUAAAACUAUGUUGAAACGAUUGCAAGAUCCGGUGAAUAGAAAAAAACACCAGAUCACUUGUCGGAAAAAUAUGGACAAACGAUUGCAAGAUCCGGCGAAUAAACUUAAAAACCAGAUCACCAGUCGUUUAAACAUGGACAAACGAUUGCAAGAUCCGGCGAAUAAAGUUAAAAACCAGAUUACCAGUCGUAAAACUAUGUUGAAACGAUUGCAAGAUCCGGUGAAUAGAAAAAAACACCAGAUCACUUGUCGGAAAAAUAUGGACAAACGAUUGCAAGAUCCGGCGAAUAAACUUAAAAACCAGAUCACCAGUCGUUUAAACAUGGACAAACGAUUGCAAGAUCCGGCGAAUAAAGUUAAAAACCAGAUUACCAGUCGUAAAACUAUGUUGAAACGAUUGCAAGAUCCGGUGAAUAGAAAAAAACACCAGAUCACUUGUCGGAAAAAUAUGGACAAACGAUUGCAAGAUCCGGCGAAUAAACUUAAAAACCAGAUCACCAGUCGUUUAAACAUGGAUAAACGAUUGCAAGAUCCGGCGAAUAAAGUUAAAAACCAGAUUGCCAGUGAAAUAAAUAGAUCAAAAAGAAUGGAAAAUUCAGUUUUCAAAUACACAUAUCAAAUAAAGAACGCUCAAAACAUGAAGAAGAGAAGAAUACCGUCUGACAGUAGUCUUCGGCAAAAUAUAUCUAGUAAAAGAAAAACAUCAAAUUCUACAUCAUAUAAAAGAAGAGAACGGCAGAAAUUAAAUGAAACCAGGCAGAGGGAAGAUGUUUUAAUUUCUGAAUAUAUUUUGAAAACGUCGCAAG